UUACUGCUGGUGCUUUCCUUUUCCCUCCCCGAAAGGAUGUAGUUAAAAGCUAGGGUCAGGAUGUUGAUCACUGCCUGGGCCUCCUGGUUUCAGAUGGUUAUGGAGAAUGAUCCUACUUCCUGGAUCCCAAAUCUUUUCUUUUCUUACUCAUUUGUUCUGGUUUUAAGAGGAGCUUUGGGGGCAGUGCUUACUUGUUGCCUCCUGUAAGAGCUCUUCAUUUUAGAAGAACUCUUUAUUCGUUCUACUUCCCUCUUUGCAGCCCUCUCGGAAAACCACGCUACAUAAGAGUUACAUUAAAAGCCUGCGCUUAAGAUAUGGCUCGUGGACAGCAGAAGAUUCAGUCUCAGCAGAAGAAUGCCAAAAAGCAAGCUGGACAAAAGAAGAAACAAGGACAUGACCAAAAGGCUGCUGCCAAAGCUGCCUUAAUAUAUACCUGCACUGUUUGUAGGACACAAAUGCCAGACCCUAAGACCUUCAAGCAGCACUUUGAAAGCAAGCAUCCUAAGACUCCACUUCCUCCAGAAUUGGCUGAUGUUCAGGCAUAAAGUUGUUUACAGGUGAAUUCAUGACACCUUUGACUCUUCUACUGUCUCAGACCUUAGGUAACAAACCUGCAGCUGCUUUUCUAACAAACUGUUGAUCAGCAAAAAUAAAGGGGCUACAGAAACACUCAUUUUUAUGCUGUUCCCUUUUGGGCUUCAUGCAAAGACAAUUCUGUGUAAAUGUACAGUUGACUCUGAUUUGGAAAUCUGAAAAUCAGUCCAUCCUUGUUAUAAAAAAUUUUUUUACAAUUGUAAUUAUAUUGAUGUUCAUAUUGUGUAAAAUAACUCAUUUAAUAAAGUAGUACUUUGAUUUUACAACAUCACAGGUUAAAUGGUUCUAGAAAUUCUGUUCUAACUUUCCACAUUAUUUGCCUUAUGAAAAUCUAAUGAAUUCGUCAGCUAGAAUUGCAGGUACAAUUCUUAUCUCCCUCUCUCAGCACAGUGGCAGGUUCAUUAGCUAAACUAGAACAGACUCAUUCAUACAGUUUUACUGGCAGCGGUUGAUCUAGGUGAAGAAUGACUUACCUGCUGCCUUAGUAUAUUACCAUCAUGUGUCAUUUACCCUUCUGAUUGUUUCCUGUGUUUGAGGUUGGAAUAUUUCAACUUGCCACAUGACCUGGCCAUAGCUGCCAGCCGGGAGUACCCUGUAGAUGACUGAUAAAUUCCUAGUGCGUUGGAUUUUCAGUGAGCCCUUCUGAAAGAGUAGGUUCUGAGGCAUAUGCCAUAACGAAAUCAGUAAGGCUGUCAUUGAAUACAAAAUACGAUGGAUCAUAUGUGAACUGGUAAAGCUUAAUAUAUUAUAUAAAUUAUACCAGAUUCUUUCAAAAUUCUUCAAGUGCAUUAAUUGGAAAUUAAAACUCAACUUUUGAAGGACUUUUUGGAAGUUUAAUGUUUUGACCAAUUUCAUGAAUGGUUUUUCAUUAACAGGAAGAUUGGAAUGACUUGCUGCUGGGUUAAUUCCCAGAACCUUCUCCCUCCUUUCUUUUGUAAGUGAGUAGUUGAUUUUAGGAGUUUACUUUGUGCUGGCUCCUAAAGUCAAAGACUAUACAGUGUGACUUCUGUCCGAACUAGAAAAGAAUUAAAAUAGGCCAAUCUCCACAUCUUUUGGCUCUGAGGGUGGGGAAGUGGGUUAGUUCAGAUGGAUGAGGUGAAUCCUACCCAGUUAAGGAAGACUAAUUUUAGGGUUCUUCUAAUUUGCUUUUGUCAACUAUUAACUUUACUAGUGAAACUGCUGUAACUCUGUUUAAAUUUUAAAGUUAAUAUAAUAGGAAGAACACUCAACUAUUUACUGGUAAUUGCUUAGAGCCACCAAUCCAAUCCUGUAGAUUACAAAAUGCAUUCCCUCUUUCUGCUGUAAUUCAUCACUGCAUUUGUUUUGUAGCUGUGCAUAUUCUGCCCACCUUGUUUGACUUCACUGUAAGUUUCAAGUAAGAUAUUUACAAGGAAAAGCUUCAGUGGCAAUAGUUUCUUAGCAACUUCUAUUACAUUCUUACUUUAAAAUAGUCAUUUUUUUUCAUGUAUUUAAUUUCCUGUUUCAGAUUUAAUAUCUGUUAUUUCCUAAUAUGUUCGUACAGAACAUUAGAAUUUGCCUGAUUGCUUGUGGUGGGUAUUAUUAAAGUUCUGGUUAAAUUACAAUUUAAAGUUUUUAAAAGCGCUUUGACCAUGUGUAUGUUUACAUUUAGUAACAAAUCAUUUAAAAACCAUUCACAAGUUUUAGUUCAUUUUUUUUUCAUUUUUGCUGACUGUAAUUCAGAAUAAAAGCUUUUUGUUCUUGUAUUUAACCCUUUUUUAUAAGCAGCUGAAGACACCAUAUUUAACUUUAUAUCACAGUGAUAGGAAAAUAGCUGCAUUGGUCUUGCAGAAGACAUUAAUUCUCAUAUUUCUUUUGUGUAAGGAUUAUUAGUACAAUCCCUUUUUAUUAUGUUUGAGUUAAAUCUGCUCUAAGGGGAAAACUACAAUUCUUAAGCAUCGUCAUUAUUAAAUUUGAAGAUUCUUUAACAGAUCACAGCAAAGUUCAUUAUAAAACUGUUAUGGUGUCUUCAAAGACUUUAGAAAAUCUGAGACACAGAGAGAGAAUUGGUCCGUUUGUAUUCUGUAUUUCCAUUAAUUGCCAAAAGAAAUGGGGUUAAGAUUACAUUUGUUUCCAUUCUACUUCCUAUGGAUCUACAUCCCCAUGUUUAACUGACACACUGGGCUCAGUUGUGUGCUGUAAUGUCUCAUUAAAGAAGAUAUUAAAGAAAAC
This is a messenger RNA of Ailuropoda melanoleuca (giant panda), 2784 nucleotides long. RefSeq names its product zinc finger protein 706 (gene ZNF706). NCBI's taxonomy places the organism in Eukaryota, Metazoa, Chordata, Mammalia, Carnivora, Ursidae. Bases 315 to 545 code for a protein of 76 amino acids. The transcript has 4 exons. The record is from RefSeq and is a predicted model, not a curated record.